CCCGCCGGGGCUGGGAGCGGGGCCGGGGCCGCUCGGGGCGUUCAGGGAUGGAUGCAGCGCCCGGGAGCGCCCCGUCGUCCUCCGCCGCGGCGCUGCGGCUGGCGCUGUCGGCUCCGGGGCUGCCCGAGGGUCCGCUGGGCUGCCCCAUCUGCCUGGACGUGCUGCGGGACCCGGUGACGGUGCCGUGCGGGCACAACUUCUGCCAGGGCUGCUUGCAGGCGCUCCGCCAGCAGCCAGGCCCCCCCGACGGCGGCGGGGCGGGCGGGGCCGCCCGCUGCCCGCUGUGCCAGGAGCCCGUCCCCGCGGCCCUGCGCCUCUGCAAGAACCGCGCCCUGUGCGAGCUCCUGCCGCUGCUGGCCGCCGCCGCCGGCGCCUCGUCCCCGCCGCCCUCGACGUCCCCGAUGGCGCCGGGAGCCGAGGAGGAGGACGCGGCGGGGGAGGAAGGAGCGGCGGUGCUGUGCGACGUGUGCCCGCCCGGGUCCCGCGCGGCGGCCGAGCGGUCGUGCCUGGUGUGCCUGGCGUCCUUCUGCGGGCCGCACCUGGAGCCGCACCGGCGGGCCCCGGCCUUCCGAGCGCACCGGCUGGUGGCCCCGCUGCGCCGGCUGGAGGAGGGGCUGUGCCCCCGCCACCUGCAGCCCCUCGACGGCUUCUGCCGCGCCGAGCAGAGCUGCGUGUGCGCCCGCUGCCGCGCCCACGAGCACCGCGGCCACGACGUGGUGCCCCUGGAGCAGGAGCGGGAGCACAAGCAGGCCCAGCAAGCCAAAUUCCUCAGCGAUGUGGAGAAUGAGCUGGAGGAGCUGGCAGUCACCAUCACCCAGGCCAAGAAGAUGGUGGAGCUCAUUAAGGGUGCUGCCACAAAGGAGAGGGAGAGGGUGGAGAAGCUCUUUGCAGAGGCCUCUGAGGUGCUGGCAGCCUUCCAGAAGGAGGUGACAGGAUUCAUCGAGGACGGGGAGCGCUCCAUGCUGGGCGAGGCCGAGGCCGAUCUGCGCUGGAAGGAGCAGAGACGAGCCAAGCUGGCACAGUGCAAGCAGAGCCUGGAGAGCGUGCCCAGCACCGACACCAUCUACUUCCUCCAGGAAUUUCAGGCCUUGAAAGCAGCCAUGGAAGAAAAGCUCUCUCCACCUUUGAGCUUCCAGAAAGAGCUGAACUUCACCAAGUGCACCCAGGCUGUGAGUGCCAUGAAGGAUGUGCUGUCCACUGCCUGCAAAAACCAGUGGAACCACUUGCAGGGGAAAGGAAUUGAUGGCUUGAAUUGCCAGGAGAUGGAGGAAGCGCUGGCUGAAUCCCGAUUUCCAGACAAGUCAAACAACCCUGCCUGCCUGGAGAACCGUGAUUAUUUCCUGAAAUUUGCCUUCAUCAUCGACCUGGACAGUGACACAGCCGACAAGUUCAUCCAGCUGUUCGGCACCAAGGGGGCCAAGCGGGUGCUGUGCCCCAUCCCCUACCCGGAGAGCCCCACGCGCUUCAUCAACUGCGAGCAGGUGCUGGGUUUGAACCUCAUGAACAGGGGCAACUACUACUGGGAGGUGGAGCUGAUCGACGGCUGGGUGAGCAUCGGGGUCAUCGCCGAGGACUUCGACCCGCGGGAGGCCUACAACCACGGCCGCCUGGGCAGGAACGACAGGUCCUGCUGCCUGCAGUGGAACGGCCAGAACUACGUGGCCUGGUUUGGUGGCUUCGAGUGCCCCAUCCAGCAGCCCUUCUUCCACACCAUCGGCGUCUUCCUGGAGUAUUCGGAGAAGGCUUUGACCUUCUACGGGGUCAAGGACUCCAAAAUGACCUGCCUGCAGCAGCUCAAGGUCUCCCCUUCUGCCAAGGGGAAGCUCGACCCGUUCCAGAGCAAGAUCAACCGCCAGUUUGCCUCUCUUUUCUCGUGCAAGCUGAAGCCAGCCUUCUUCCUGGAGAGCGUGGAUGCCCACCUGCAGAUCGGGCCGCUGAAGAAGGACUGCGUGUCCGUGCUGAAGCGCCGGUGACUGCCCGGGCAGAGGGGCACGGACAGACCCUCAGAAGGCUCUCCUGCCACCUCUCCUUGGUAGCCCUGUGUGUGUCUGUGGCAGCCCUCCCUCCUCUCUGCACUGCUGGGGACCCAGGGCCGGGAUGGGGCUGGGUCCGAGUGCCAGCUCUGCCGCUGGGUGAGCUCGGGCCAGUCCCUGUGCUGCUCCCUGCCCCUCAGCUUCCCUUUCUGGACAUCAGGGACUGCCACAGCCUUUCUUGGUAAAGCGUGCUGCUCAGAAGUGCCACAUGGAUUUGGAGCUGUGCCUUGGCCACCUGCCCAGUCCCUCUGCUUCACCUCUGCUCACUCGGCCCCGGCGACUUGUGCCGAUGCUUUGUGCCUUAUCUCAGGCUCUGUUCCUGAUGCUUUUUUAAGUUGACACCUUCUGCAUGCUCCUCAUGAAGUGCCUUUGAUGGAGCAAGCCCUGUGUGGACAGGUGAGCCCCCAAGGCAGGCGUGGUCACUUCCCAUCCCCUCUGUGCCCUGGCAUGGGCGAGGUGGUGCCCCAGGGAGAGGGAUGUGGAGGAGCCUGCCUGGCUGCUGGGGUGAUGCUGGAGUGAUGCAGCACCUCUCCUUGCCCACCCAUUAGUGCUGCAAAUGUGAAACGAGGAUCUCUGCCCAGCUGGGAAAGGGAGAAACCUCCUGCUGAGCAGCAGCACAACUGUUCCCAGCUGGAGAUGGGGAAGGGAGCAGCACAAGCCAAGUUUUGAGGAUGUGCUUUAAGUAAACACAUUCUUUGGUAACUCCUAGCAAAGCUUUGCAGCCAAAUUUUCCCCCAUGUUUUUGAUGGCACUGUUGUUGUGUGGGGUUUUAGUACUGUUAAAUGACCAACCCUUCAAGAACCCUGGGCAAGAACCCUGAACCCUCUUCAAGAACUUGAGCUGAAAAUCUGCCCCUUAGCUUAGGGAUUUUUAAGUGGCAGAGGUGCUGUGAAUAUGUCCCAGAGAUAAAUGGUCUGGUUUAGUGUUCUAGGACAGCUGUGCCUCGAUAAAGGUGCAGCAUCAGUCAGCUACUAAAUGACCCUUUAGACUCUGGGAAUAAGUAACAAUUAACAAAAACUACCCUCAAGCGAGGGGGAACACUGUUCCCUUCAGGAAAGGUGGAAACUCGAGGCUGAGAGACAAAUCUGCCAGUUCACAUGUCCCGAGGGAGCUUUUUCAGAAGGAAAACAGAGAAAUGCUGCCUGUGAGAGCAGCACAGAGCAGCCCCUGUCUCAGCACAGCCUGCCUUUCCACAAGUUUAUUUUUUCUGGGGUUAUUUUGCUACCUACCUCCCAAAGCCUGCUUUACAGAACCAUGGUGCUGGGUAAUGUACACCUGGAGAAAAAGCACAGAGGGUCAGGUUCUUCACUGGCAUGAGUGAGUCAGGGAUGAUGCAACAACCAGCAGGAAUAAUAAACAGCCCAUUCAGCUAAAUAUAUGAAAUGUACAUAUAUUUUCCCCAAAGGAUAAGCUGGAAAUCAUAGUGCUAUAUUCAAGUGGAGCCAAGGGAAAAAUGUGAAUAAAAGGCAGGCACAAAGCUGGCAGGUUUGAAGUUAAAGCCACGUUUACACGCUGAGGCUCAAAGAGCUCCUUUACUGUGACUGCUUUGGCAGCACUGCCAGUUUCUGGUGGUGCAGAAAGAGCUGCCAGUGCCCUGAAAAUUGGGAUAUUUUAGUGGAUCAAGGGUCUGAAUGCAGCCACCCCUUCCCUGGGGCAAGGCUGGUGAGUCAGUUUGGGAAGGGGCUUGCUGGGAUCUGUCUGCAAAUUCCUCCUCCUCCUCCCCUGCAUGAGGUUUCUCCUAAACCGCUGCAAGCAGUGGGAAAGGGAACAGUAGGGCUUCCAGAAUGAAAUCUUCAGCUGAAAUCUUGGCCUUUCCUGGCUGCUGGGAAAGCUGCCCAGACUUCUGUCCGGAUGGGAAUUCAUUCCCUGAGCUCCAAACCCUCUUUGUUUGGCUGGCGCCUGCGGAGCCCAGCCCUUGCACGAGAUGUCAGCGGUGACACAGAGCAGGCACAGGGGCAGAACGUGGUGUCAGGAGCUCCUGGAGGAAUGGGAAGGGCAGAGCUGUGCCACAGCACGGUCACACCCUGGCAGGACAGGGCAGGGAAGGAGCCUCCAUCUCUGCAGGAAGAGAUCUCCCACGAGGGCCCUCGUCUGCGCCCUAAAUCUCAUUUAUCCAGGCUGAACUCCCACAGUUUGCAGCCAGGAGUUUUGCCAGGGUAAACACAGCAGAUCUGGGGCUUUGCCCUGCUUGGUUUCGCUGUAGGUGGAUGGAUUGCUCCGAGGGGAAACCCACGCUGGAGCCACUCAUCCCACCCUUCUCCACUUCCCCAGCGCACAGACACAAACCCCUGACCUCCUUCAGGGCUCGGGGCGCUCAGAGGGAUCCUCUCUUCCCAUCCUGCCACCACGUGGGAGCAGCUCAGGAGGCCCCUGGGCCGUCUGGCCAUGGUGUGGGCUUGUGCUGCAGCUUUGUUGGGAUUCAUGGAUGCAGCUCCACGGAGCUCCUGUGCAUGUGCCACAGCUGGGAAGUGCUGCCCAAGCCUCUCCUUCCUGCUGCUUGCUUUCAUCCUGGCUGGGAGUGCUAAAACCCCUCCUGCUUUAGGAUGGUUUAAGAUAGGAGCAAUCCCCUCAGGAGCUGGGUCAGAGUUUGCCCUGUGCUGCCAGGAGUUUGUAAACUGGAACAAGCAGGGAGUGUGCACUGUGCCAGCUCUGGAUCCUUGAUUUUGCUGUAAACAAAGGGUUAAAAGCAGGGUGAGAUGGGCUGAGAUGGAUUUAUGGCAAUUUAAGCAGCCUUUCCUUGUUCCCUUGGGUUAUUUCUGCUGUCACAGAGUGUUCCUCUUUUUAAUUAGGAUUUUUUAAAUACAGUAACUGUAGGGUGUUUUACAGUGUGUGAAAAAACUGUAACAGAAUAAUGCAAUGGUGUUAGAGACUAUGAUUUGAACAUUAAAUAUGAUACAGUCA
Messenger RNA from Passer domesticus (house sparrow), 4934 nucleotides. It is a transcript of the gene TRIM47, whose product is annotated as tripartite motif containing 47. NCBI's taxonomy places the organism in Eukaryota, Metazoa, Chordata, Aves, Passeriformes, Passeridae. Gene Ontology annotation, molecular function: protein binding; zinc ion binding. The transcript is spliced from 6 exons. The record is from RefSeq and is a predicted model, not a curated record. The coding region runs from base 48 to 1973 and encodes 641 amino acids.